Messenger RNA from Camelina sativa (false flax), 426 nucleotides. Its product is annotated as S-protein homolog 24-like. Lineage: Eukaryota; Viridiplantae; Streptophyta; Magnoliopsida; Brassicales; Brassicaceae. The record is from RefSeq and is a predicted model, not a curated record.
AUGGUAAACUCAUCCGGAAUAAAUCUCAAUUCUUACUUUUGCUCAAUUUUCACUAUGAUCAUAGUUAUGAUACCUUUGAUACAUUCAGAAGCUCUUCAAAUUCUACAAGCUAAAGAUUCAUUUCGAAGUCACCUUACGAGAAUCACGAUUCAAAAUGAUAAUGACUAUCUUCUUGGAAUCCAUUGUAAAUUUAGAGAUGAGGAUAUAGGCUUUCACAUACUUGGUACAGGUGAAUUAUUAGCUUGGAAAUUUCACGUUAACUAUUAUUUAUCGACGCUUUAUUUUUGUGGUUUUAGCCAAAGACAAAUAAAUAAAGGUGUGUUCACAAUUUACAAAGCAUCUAGAGAUUUUUAUAGAUGUGCAAACUGUAAGCAGAGAAAGAUGGUUUUCAUGGAUAUCAUGAUAUUCUUAAAAAGGGUUCUAUAA